Molecule: messenger RNA, 1745 nt
Organism: Paramecium sonneborni
Lineage: Eukaryota; Ciliophora; Oligohymenophorea; Peniculida; Parameciidae
Source: the annotation of a GenBank genome assembly
AUGUAUUAAUCAAAUGUUUCAUCGUCAAGUGUAAAAUUUUAGAGUGCAAAACAAUAUCAAUAAGAAUCAAUUAAGGUAAAGGAAUAAUAGGAUUAAACAAUAAAUUCUGAGGGUGAUCUUGAAUCUGAGUUUAAUUAGGAUGUAUUUUCUAAGAAAUAAAAUAAUAAUCAAAAGAGUUAGAAUUUUGAAGUAUCAGAAUAGGAAGUAGUUUCAAUUGAAGCAAAAAAGGAGAUUGUAUAAGUAGAACAAUUAAACACUGAAACAUAUGAAGAGAAACCUUUAAAUUUAAAUUUUGUAGGAAUAGCAUCAAAUCAGAGAUAAAAUCUUUAAACUUAUAAAUCAACAAAUAGAAAGCUAAUUCCAAUAAAUCAACAUAGUCUUAGUUAAUCAAUGAUAUCAAAUAUGACAUAGAAUAACAAAGGAGGAGGAGGGUUUCGUAAAAUAAAUGCUUUCUAUUAUGAUAGAAUAGGAGAUUAACUUAGUUUAAUAAUUAUGGAUAAUAAUAAUGUAAUAAAAUUCUUAGCAAGAUAAACAGUAAUUCCUAUUCUGAUUGGAUUUGUGAUAUUAGUUUUAAUUUUAGUUUUGUAGAAUGAGAUUGGAGAAUAUUGUUUUGUUGAUGGAAUUGAAUGUUCUAGUUAUUGGGUUAGAUUAUGGUCAUUUUUCAAAUAAUAGAUUGUAAGAUUAUAAUUUAUAAUAAACAGCUUUUUAAAUUGGGAAUGAUAUUUAGUAAGGGUCAUAUUCUAUACUAAUUAGUAUUAGGAAAUAGAUUAGUAUAAGCAAAGAAUGGAAGGCCAUUAAUGGAAUAUUUUGUUUUAAUAAUAAUGACAGUUGUAACAGAUUUUUUGAUGAUAUUUUGGGUUGGAUUCAAUGAGGAUUGGCUAUUUAUAAUUUAUAUGUACAUCCUAGGUUUUGUUGUAUUUUUUAAUACAUUUAGGAUGAAAACAUGGCCAAAUUAUAUUGCAAAAGGUUUGAGUUAUUUCUUUUAUGAUUUAACAAUAAUUGGAUUAUUAUUUGCAUGUUUUAAAUUAUUUCCUUACAUAAAAUAAUCAUUUAAAGAUAACAAUUUUAUUGCUUGGAAUGAAUAUUAUAUGUUCGUCUACGCAUUUUUAGAUUUAGGAAUGGAAUUUUUUAUGGAUUUAUCACUUUCUCUAACUAAACAUAGUGAAUUAUAUAUUUAUUAAGGUUAAUUAUUAAUAAUAGGUACAAGAGUUGGGACAUUGAUUUAAGGUGAUAUGAAAAGAUUUGAUUUUUGGUUUUGUUUAUUUUUCUUAAUAAUUUUUAGAAUCAAUAAUAUAUCAAUAGUGUUUACUGUAUUUUUUAGAAGAAUGAUAUAUUAUGCAGUUCCUGAUAGUUUAAAAUAUUUUGUAUCAAUGGAAGAAACAAAUUUAACUAGAAAAGGUAAGAAUGGGGCAUGUUGGGAACAUUUAUUUUGGAUUGUUUAUUUUUAUAUGUUCAUAUUUUCAGGGAGAACUCUUACAUAUUGGGUUUAUGAUAAAUCCUAUAUCUAAAAUGGGUAAUUUGAGACUAAUAUUUGGGAUAGAUAUGAAAAUUCAAAUUAUAUGCCAAUAAUUGUUUGGGCAUUUCUAUUGAUACCUGAAUAUGUUGGAUAUUUAUUGAAUAAAUAAAAGAAUUAUGACAACAUAAAAUUAUUAGGAGGUAAUUAAUUAAAGUUUUAUGAAAACUUAUUCAUUAGAAUACUAGGAGUAUAUUUAUUUAAUUUUGCUUUGAUGAGUAAUUUAAUUUGA